ACUUCCGCUUCCCGUGUUUCGUUAACCCACCUGAAACCAACCGUUAAAAAAUUGACUAAACGUUUCGAGCUGUAAUGUACUAGGCAUUGUAUGUAUAUACAAUGUAUAUGCAUGUAUAUAUGUCGAUGGUACUAGGGUGUGUAGAGCUUAUUAUUUUGUUUUCUGAAGAUGAUACAUGUUGCCGUUAAGUUUGUCCAACACACAAAACAAGCAAACGUAAACUGUAUAUAAUAGAAUAAAUAAUAGUUCUAAGAAUUAUUUUUUGUAAAGUGCUGCAACUCAAAACUAAAAUAAAUGUUUUACAUUAAAAUAGUACACACAGACAUUACGGGAACGAAUAAUCUUAGCGGGAAGUCACGCGGAAUUAUUUCUGUCACGGACCCGUAGCACUUCCUGUUCACGGUCAGGUCAAAAUGUUGUGUGUUCGGAGGCUCCGGAGUCUAAAGACUGCUCUUUAUGUCAGUGUUAAUCCAGGGUCCAGGAGUCUUACGUCAGAGGUAGACCUGCAUAAAGAUCAUAUGAUCAUACAGAUGGAGAAUCCAUAUAAGGAGCCUCAAAAAGGCUGCACCCUCUGUAACGUCACAGUCGAUUUUAAAAACAUCCAACUCUUGUCCCAGUUCGUCUCGCCCCACACAGGCAGGAUUUACGGCCGACACAUCACAGGUUUAUGUGGAAUAAAGCAGAAAGAAGUCUCUAAAGCCAUAAAGAAGGCUCAUUCACUGGGUUUCAUGUCAGUGACCCACAAACAUCCUCAGUUCAUGAAGGAUCCUAACAUCUGUGGCAUCAAACAUCUGGAUUAGUUUGUCUGCUGUUUGUGUAAAGACUCAAGCUGUGGGAGCUCAUUUUUGUUAUAUUAGUAAUAAACCUGAAUACUUCCAAGUA
Nothobranchius furzeri (turquoise killifish) is the source of this 882-nucleotide messenger RNA. It is a transcript of the gene mrps18c, whose product is annotated as mitochondrial ribosomal protein S18C. Gene Ontology annotation, biological process: mitochondrial translation. Gene Ontology annotation, molecular function: structural constituent of ribosome; small ribosomal subunit rRNA binding. The record is from RefSeq and is a predicted model, not a curated record. Gene Ontology annotation, cellular component: ribosome; mitochondrial small ribosomal subunit. Lineage: Eukaryota; Metazoa; Chordata; Actinopteri; Cyprinodontiformes; Nothobranchiidae.